This is a messenger RNA of Bursaphelenchus okinawaensis, 7069 nucleotides long. NCBI's taxonomy places the organism in Eukaryota, Metazoa, Nematoda, Chromadorea, Rhabditida, Aphelenchoididae. The record is from the annotation of a GenBank genome assembly.
AUGUACGAUGUUAUCUAUCAACAAGUACCUGUUCAGUAUGACGUAUAUUAUAGAAACACCUUGUUCAGUGUUGAAGAUGUCACGCUAGAUGGUUGUGCAGUAGAAGCAUUGAUUAAUGAUGCUAGAUGGCUGAUGUAUAACACUGAUAACAAAACUUGUGUUGGUGGUAAACAACUUGUUGGGUUGGCUAUGGCUAGUCUGGAUAUACAAAGUAGGAAGUUUGAAGUUUUAUGUUUAUGAAGUUUUAGCUUAUGGCAACAGAACGGAGCUGGUGUAUAUAAAAAGCAAACUCAAGUAUAACACUACAUUGAAUGGAACCGAUGCUCAACGAGUCAUUAUGGAUUUGAGUGAGUUUAACUUUUGAACUCCAUUUUAUCUUGGUAUAAAAACACGUUUUUUUUGAAUAACGUUAGGGAUGAGAAAUAAGCCGGUUCGGGCGCACUUUUUAGGUCUGUCCCAAACUCGGGACCUAGUUUGCAACCUUGGCAUGUUUAGAUUUUUUCAAAGUAACAAUAAAAUUUGGUUACUUUACCAUUUAGCUAUAAUGUAGUGAGAAAAUAGACAACUAAAAAUGUUUAUUUGAGUAUAGUCGCAUAACAAACAGUAACAACAAUAAAUAUUUCGCGGCAUAAUAAAUUGAAAAUCAAUGUUUCGUUGCGGGACUCAGUAAAUCCAAAAAUAUUCAUCGCCACUGCCAAAAUACGGUCCCGGAACCAAGGCCAGCUGCCCAACUUUUGAGCUCGACCUGUUUUUAUCUUUGUCGAAGGCCGGGAUUAUAUGGCUCGUUUUUGAAUUCUACAUUACGUACCUUUGUUAUGGUUGACAUUAUUAAUUUUAACAAAUCUCAAAAAUAUUUUUGGAACAAAUUGAUUUUGUAGCGUAUGGUGAGUCAAUAUGCCCUGACGAUUGGCCUUUCAUUUAUCAAUGGCCUCAAGGAAGGUGUUAUGCCAAUGUAAGUAUCAGAUAAGCUUAUACUGGUCACACUUCAAAACUAUAGUCUCCGUUCUCAGCGAUGCAGAAAGCUAAACAAAAUUGGUUUAGUUUUGAAGUUUGACCAGUAUAUGUAUUUUUGAAUUUUAACCAAACUUUGUUGAAGUUUGAGCUCAUUUAUUACAAAUUUAGCUCAAAGAUGUGUCGGACGAUCCUUAUGGAAGCACUUUUUACAAUUACAGAAACGGAUUGUUUACAAAUGACAGUAUGAGUCUUAUGCAGUUCACUUAUACUAGAGGACGUAGGUUUUUUGCCUUGCCCUACCUUGCCUUGCACUACCCCACCCUACCAUGCUUUACCCUUACCCCGUCCUUCCUACUUUACCCUACUCUACCACACUUAUCCUGCUCUGUUCUACCCUCCCUUGCUCUAUCCUUCCCUAUUUUACCCAUCCCUACCUUCAUUGCCUAACACAUCCUACUCUGUCCGUCCGCAGCCUGUCCUUUGUCCGACAACGAUAGUCUACUGUAACAUUUUUUUCAAUUUCACAAAAUGCAAACUUCAGAAGCCUCCCAAAUCUAUUUAUACGAGUGUGCACACAAACUGGCAUAUGUAAUCAUGUACAGUGGUACCUACAAAUGUUUUUUGUUAAUCGAAAUGAACGUGACAAGCCCAUCACAAGUAAGAACAGGAGCGAACGAAUUGUGUAACCAAACCAUUGUCAACGGUAAACCGGUGGAAAUCAUUGAUCCUCUCAUUCCUGGGUUUGUAUAUGGUAAGUUUUUAAGAUUUUUAAUAUUUUCAUAUCAUAUAUGUCACAGUAAUAAGUUACUUAUGUCAUGUAUGUCAUAGUAAUUUGUAUUAUAAAGUGGCAAAAAAAGUCUUGCCGCUUUUUAGUGUGAAAACCUUAACAUAUUAGCAACAAGACUUUUUUUUCUAUAUUACCAUCAUUAUACUAUCAACAGCAGCUGUAUAUGUAUGUUAUAGUAGUCAUUUUAUAUUAGAUUUUAAGUUUAAAAAGCAAAUUUUUCAAAAUUAAAAAUUUUUUUUAGUUUUAAAAACUUCAAAUUUUUAGCCCAAGCCCCAGGCAACGCGUUAGUAGGUAUAAUUGAGAUCAAUGAAGCUUGGAUAUACGCUACCGACAGAAAUAUUUCUCUACCAUACCGGAACUAUUGGAUGGAUGGGUACCCGAAUAGUACUGAAGGCCUAACCUUCUUUGGGCCGCCGGAAGACCAAUUUUAUUUUUAUAACAAAAACUCAAGUACUAUGCUCGCUUGUACCGCUCUUUAUGUUAAAGUUCAGUUUUAGAAAAAAUAAAAAUUUUUCUAACUUUACCCUUCUGACAUCCUUAAUAUUAUACCUUUAUCUUUAGUAAUACUCGUUAAAAUUUCACUUGUAAAUCAAGAACUUAAACUACAGUUCAAUUUUCAAAUGAUCCACCCCAUAAAUGUAACAUUGUGUAUGAGAAACAAACAAACAAACGUCGCGUGCGUCAUAUCAAAGAUAAUGCGACGGUGAACUCUCGCGCUGCCCACAUUUGCGAUGAUUCAAGGGAUUAACUUUCUUGCCUCGAGCAAUACGAGACUGUAAUAUAUUCCAGUGUAUUUGACUAGCGCUCAUAUCAUGGAUGAUAUGACUAAAAUCAAUUUGAUUUUGAAACUUCUAAUCAUCAGCAAAAUCGUAUUCUUGUUAUCGAGUUUGGGUACGGUUCGUGGAGAAGAAUGUCAUCGAUGUGCUGAAGAGAUAAUCAAAGAUAACUGGCUAGCUACCGGCUUGCCUACACAGCCCGAGGACAUGGCUUAUACGAAGAAUUGUGCAGGGUCAUUAUCGAAUGUGAAUAUCAAAAAUUGCGGUAGCUCGGCUUGCUAUGCAGCUGCUUUUGUUAUUCGUAAGUUUUUGAAAUCUUCUCCAUCCUUAGUAGGCCUGUAAAGGAACCAACCCCAAUUUUUCUAGCUCGGCCCUUAACAAUAUGGAAGUCUAAAUUCCAUUUUCCGUUUCAUUUUUUAGUCUCUUAAACCUACUUUAAAUCUCCAUCCCAUCCAAAACUACCAAAAAACAAUUUCAGAAGGCCGUUACGCAGUGAUCCGUGGCUGUCCAGAAGAAUUCAUCAAAGAUUCCAACGUUCCUGCAGCAGCUACAGCCCAAAUUUGUGAGUAUGCUCAUUACACAGGAACUGCACAAGUCGGUGUUGAUGGCACAGAUGUAGCUAACCCAUUCACUGGCAUCAAUAUUUGCGUCACGAACAGAUGUAACCACGCUUCGGCCAUUGAUAACAGUGAAGCUUUUGCCCGAAAUCCAUGGCAAAACGUUAACUGCAAAGAAAAAAGUGGUAAGAACAAUGUUUUUAUAUACGUCAGCAUCUUUUAUAUCAAAUAGUUUUAUCAGUUUUAAGGUAAUAAUAGUAAAAAGUACAGAAAAGAUGUUGUAGUAGGUAUAUCCUAAACUGAAGCCACGUUUUUUUCAUUUUUUAAACACCAAAAGCAAAAAAAAAUGUAAACCUUAAUAUAAAUGCAGUAAUACAUUGUUCUAGCUACUGUGCAAUGCAUUGAAUGUACCCACUUUGAUGGAGAAGGAUGGUGCAAUUGGGACAGCAAAGUAACAUGCACUGGAUCCUACUGCACUAAAGUUGUUGGCUCAUUAAACGGUAAUUCUUGUAAAAUUCAAAACCUUUUUCAUUUCAUUAGUCAAGUAAAGAACUAAAAUUAAUCACACAAAUUUUUAAAACCUUAUCUUUACAUUUAAAAAAAUUAUGACAAAAAGUAACUUACCAACCCAUGUCACCAAAUUAUUGAACCUAAAUCAAUGUUUUUCCGAUUUAAGGUCGCCGAUUUGAACACCGUGGCUGUACAUCAAUAAACCCACUCCAAGUGGACUACUGUUACCCAUUCAAUCGUCCAAUCAACAUCAGUUUACUGGGAAUGUCCAUAAACCAAGAGCUGAAGGGAACACAAUGCAUUUGUGCUGGUCAGCGAUGUAACAGCUCUUUUACUGUUACAUCGUCGUAUCUUGUUGCUAUUUCCGGUUUUAUUAUGUUUUUAUUGUUUGGAAGGUAAAACUGGUAAAUUAUUUUAUUGUAAAAUUGUUGUUGACCUAAUAAAAAUUACAUAAAUGAUACUAAACUUGUUGUUUUACACGAAAAAACCCUGAUUUUUAUAAAGUUCAAUAUUUAAAAUUUCAAAAUAUAAACGUGCAAAAGUUCUUUCGACCACAGUAACCUUGUUAGUCACAAAUCAAACAAGACCAAUCCUAAAUUUUGUAAAUUUAAAACAAAAUUUUGUCGAAAGGAAGAGUUGACUCAAAAGAAAAACUUAACGCAAUAAUUAAAAAAAAGAAUUUUUGGAGAAAAAUCUCGCGCACCUCGAUGAAUGCAGCCGUCUGACCAUCGAUCCACUGACCAGCUGGGUUGAAGAGGGCUUCUUCUCACUUCUUACAACUUUUAUGGCUUGAAAUGAAAUCAAAAUUCCUGGAUAGUAUCAUAAAAUCGCGCAAAACUCAGGCAAAACAAAGUGUGGAUGUUGAACCGUAAGUUCCUUGUCUUAUUUUUCUUGAUUUUUAGAUGAAAAGAACUUUGGUUUUGGUUUUAAAAAACGUAGCAGAAUGUUGAGAAGCUAGACAACGUAAAUACGAAAAGUUUUUGUUAAAAAGUUUGGCCGAAAUUGAUAAAAAAGUUCGAUAAGGUCAUUUGUCUAGUGUAAUAUUGUUUUUCGCCCAAAACAAAGGUCGGCUUCAUAAAAAACGUAAAAAAUUUAAACUGAAACAAGUAGAUGUAUUAACUAUGUCAAGUAAAAAAAAAACGCAAAUUUUUCAGGUUAGGACAUAGAUCUUGGCCGGUUCUUCCACAACCACGGACGGCGUUGUUUUCUGAAUGUACAUUAUUUUUAUAUUCAAUCUUUGCCUUAUUUAUUCAGUACCUCAAUUUGUAUAAAACGUUAUGGUGGCUUCCUAAGUCUCAUUGGCAUGGAGUUUUUGUAAGUUCUUGAUUUAGAAAGGGCGAAUUUAAAAUUUAUAUUGUUUUAGAAGACGUUUCUGAUCAACCCAUAUGUUUUGUCGUGUAUUGGCUUGCUAUUGGGGAUUCGUGUGACAAAAUGUUUUUGGCAGACGGUAAGGUCCUUUAUUAUUGUAUUUUAUAAGUUUAGAGUCAUAUUCUGGAUGUUUAACGCAUAAUUCUUGGUAUAUUAUGUUAAAGUCCAUCAGAAUGUUAAAUGAAGGUAAAAAACGCUUUUUAUGGUUAAUAAGCAAUUAAUAUUAAAAGAAGAUGUUGUUUUUAACCUAAAACUUAUAUGACACGUUGUUUUUAACCUUUAAAACAAUUUAAAAUUAGAUGUUGUUUUAGAUAACCAAGCGAUUCGACGCACUGAAUCCAAAGUGUGAUUCGGUAUUCUGGAGCAUUGUGGAAUAUGCAUUUAUAAAGUCACCUUUAUGUACCAUGAUAACAGCUAGCUUUUUGUUCAGUAUGACAAGAAUCACAAAAGAAUUUGGGUUAACUGCAGCAGUUUUACUUAUUACUCCGUAAGUAUCUUGACAUUUUGAUUGUUGACAAGGUUCCUUGCACUUUAAAGCUUGUUUAUAAUAUUAUUUUGCUGUGAUUUACAUAGAUUUUUCUUUAUUUGGAUAAAAAAAUGUUUGCUUAUCAUAAUUUUUGAUUCUGAAGUUUAACUUUUUCUGUUUAUUGAUAUUGUAGUAGGUAUAGAUGUUAGAUUAUCGUGAUAUUUUAGAAGCCUCCUUCACGGUUUGUACGAACUAUGGUUUAUAAGGAAAGAGCUAAUGAAGGUGUCGUUUACACCGUAUGCGAUUUACAAUGGAGAUACAUAUCAACAACUUUCACGUAUCGAAAGCCCUACUUCAAUCGACUAUGGGUUAGAUAUUCAACAUGAGUGCGGUAUGCUUUUUAAAAUUUUUCAAAAUUUACUUUAUUUUAAAUGACAUACUUUGUUGUAAAAGGCAUAGUUUGUUUCAUUCGAAGAUUUUUGGGUCUUUUAACUGAAAUCGGUUAGAUUACUUGACCUUUGUAUUGUUUUAGGUGUUUUGAGACUAACUUCUUUGUGAAUGUCAAAAAUUUUUUAAUUUCAGUUCCAAAAUGUUCACCUCAUACUAAAGCAACUGAAACUCUGUACGAGAUUAUCAAAUGUAGACUAUUGAACUGCUUGUUAAUAGCCUUCUACACGGCCUAUUACUCUGUUUACUUGCCUAUCAUCUUUGUACCUGUAAGUUGUUUUAACAGCUUCUACAAGCGGUGAUAUCGCUAUGCAUAGAUAGGCGUAGUUGUGAGAAGGAAGAUAUAUCUCUCAUCUCACAGCCAUGGCUAUAUCAUCAUAUUUUACCUUAAUAUCCCUACCCAAACUUUAGAGCAAAACCUACUCCGGCCUAACGCAACAUUUUUAUCGUGAAACCGUGUGGUACGAGUUUAUGUUCGUCAACGUGUUCAUGACAACCUUCUUCAUAUACGCUCUAUAUCAACUGCCGAUUCAGCUACUACAUCAAGCAUAUCAGACAGCAGUACAUCUUGGUUACUAUACGGAUCCAGUGAAGGAAACGAAACAGACCCCGAUUCCGGCUGGAGGUGACGAUGUAGCUUGUGAUGGAGCCAAAGUUGUAGGGUCAGACAGUAUUGUAUAUACUGCAAGAUGUCAUAAACAUUGGUAUGAGGUCGCGGCGACACCUGGGAAUAUGAAACAUAACCUGUUUUAUGUAAGUAGGGGUGGGAAAUGGCAAUAACUUUCUUUACAGUGUAGUAAAUGGCAAUAACUUUCUUUACAGUGCAGAAAAUGGCAAUAACUAUCUUUACAGUUCUUAAAAUGGCAAUGACUUUAUUUACAGUGCAUAAAAGAACUCAAAUUUAAAAAAAAAACAAUUUCUGCAGACUGCAGUGCUACAACAACAAAAAUUCUAGAAAUUCGCCCACAACCCAACCAACAUCUUCAAAUACUCUUGUUAUGCCCAAGGCAUUUUAAUAGCCAUUCAAUUUCACAACCUUGUAAUGGCAACUGAUUGGCAACAUAUCUGUACAUUGGUGAUGUUAAUGUUCGCCAAUUACGUUUGCUUUUUCGUAUAUUUCCGCGAAUAUAUUGUCGUACGAUACAUCUACGCAGAUGAUCGUAAAGCUCCGGAUGACCGAAAAUAUUAUUUAAAUCGAAAUUAA